AGGUGCGCGGCGCGGACUACAAGUCCCAGCAUGCCCGGCUGCCCUGACCCGGCCCCCGCUGCCGCUUAAAAGCUCCGGGAGCCGCAGCCGUCGGGUCGCCGCGGCUUUCGCUUUGCCACCGCGGCUGGGCGGGCGGGAGCGGCGGGCCGGGCGGCCGGCGGGUCUAGCGUCCGGGCUCCGGCGGUGCCGAGGAGCGCUCAUCGUCCGGCCCUCCCCACCCCCACCCCGAGGCGCCCGCGCCCCCCGGGCUCCCCCCGCCUCGGCCACCCAGCGGCCCCGAUGCCGAGGCAUGGAUAGAGCGGCGCUGCGCGCGGCCGCGAUGGGGGAGAAGAAGGAGGGUCGCGGCGGGGGGGCCGCGGCGGCCGCGGACGGGGGCCCCGGGGCCGCGGCCAGCCGGGCGCUGCAGCAGUGCGGGCAGCUCCAGAAGCUCAUCGACAUCUCCAUCGGCAGCCUGCGCGGGCUGCGCACCAAGUGCGCCGUGUCCAACGACCUCACCCAGCAGGAGAUCCGGACGCUGGAGGCCAAGCUGGUUCGGUACAUCUGCAAGCAGCAGCAAUGCAAGCUGAGUGUGGCUCCUGGCGAGAGGACCUCCGAGCUCAACAGCUACCCUCACUUCAGUGACUGGCUGUGUACCUUCAACGUGAGGCCGGAGGUGGUGCAGGAGAUCCUCAGCGAGCUCACGCUGGAUGCCCUGCUGGACAUGAACGAGGUCAAGGUGAAGGAGACGCUGCGGCGCUGCGGGGCCAACGCCGAGGAGUGUGGCCGCCUGCAGUACGCCCUCGCCUGCCUGCGGAAAGUGACCGGUCUGGGAGGAGAGCACAAAGACGACUCGGGCUGGAGCACAUCGGACGCCCGGCGGGAGAGUGGCUCAGGGCCUUCAGACACCCUCUCGCAAGCCGGGCCGCCCUGGCCCCCAGGGAGCACCCAGCUGGGCAGGCCGGGCAGCAGCGCCCAGGGCCUGCGCUCCGUCUCUGUGUCAGCCCUGCCCGCCUCGGACUCCCCGGCCCCCAGCCCCUGCGAGGGCCCUGCGGACACCUGCCUCCCCCUGCACGCCAGCGGCCGGCUGACCCCCCGCGCCCUGCACAGCUUUAUCACCCCACCGACCACGCCGCAGCUGCGGAGGCACACAAAGCUGAAGCCUCCGCGGACGCCACCCCCGCCCAGCCGCAAGGUCUUCCAGCUGCUGCCCAGCUUCCCCACGCUCACCCGGAGCAAGUCCCAUGAGUCUCAGCUGGGGAACCGCAUCGAUGAGGUCUCCCCGAUGAGGUUUGAUCUCCCAUACGGAUCCCCGCAGAUGGUACGAAGGGACAUCGGGCUGUCGGUGACUCACAGGUUCUCCACCAAGUCUUGGCUGUCCCAGGUCUGCCACGUGUGCCAGAAGAGCAUGAUGUUCGGAGUGAAAUGCAAGCAUUGCAGAUUGAAGUGUCACAACAAGUGUACAAAAGAAGCUCCGGCCUGUAGAAUAUCCUUCCUCCCACAGCCCAGGCUUCGGAGGACGGAAUCCGUCCCGUCGGACAUCAACAACCCGGUGGACAGAGCAGCUGAGCCCCACUUCGGAACCCUCCCCAAAGCACUGACAAAGAAGGAGCACCCUCCGGCCAUGAACCACCUGGACUCCAGAAGCAACCCGUCCUCCACCACGUCCUCCACGCCCUCCUCGCCGGCACCCUUCCCGACGUCGUCCAAUCCGCCCAGCGCCACGACGCCCCCCAACCCUUCUCCCGGCCAGCGGGACAGCAAGUUCAGCUUCCCAGCUGCCUACUUCAUUCAUCAUAGACAGCAGUUUAUCUUUCCAGACAUCUCCGCAUUUCCACAGGCAGGCCCGUCCCCGGAUGCAGCAGACAGUACCCGGCUCGACAACCAGCCCAAAACAGACGUGGUGGAGGAUCACGAAGCAGAGGCCGAGGAGGCAGAGGCCGGCAAGUCCGAGGCAGAGGACGACGAAGAUGAGGUGGACGACCUGCCGAGCCCCCGCCGGCCCUGGCGGGGCCCCAUCUCUCGCAAGGCCAGCCAGACUAGCGUGUACCUGCAGGAGUGGGACAUCCCCUUCGAGCAGGUGGAGCUGGGCGAGCCCAUCGGGCAGGGCCGCUGGGGCCGCGUGCACCGAGGCCGCUGGCACGGCGAGGUGGCCAUCCGCCUGCUGCAGAUGGACGGCCACAACCAGGACCACCUGAAGCUGUUCAAGAAGGAGGUGAUGAACUACCGGCAGACGCGGCAUGAGAACGUGGUGCUCUUCAUGGGGGCCUGCAUGAACCCGCCCCACCUGGCCAUCAUCACCAGCUUCUGCAAGGGGCGGACGUUGCACUCAUUUGUGAGGGACCCCAAGACGUCUCUGGACAUCAACAAGACCAGACAGAUCGCUCAGGAGAUCAUCAAGGGCAUGGGGUAUCUACAUGCCAAGGGCAUUGUCCACAAAGAUCUCAAAUCCAAGAACGUCUUCUAUGACAACGGCAAAGUGGUCAUCACGGACUUCGGGCUCUUUGGCAUCUCGGGCGUGGUCCAAGAGGGACGGCGUGAGAACCAGCUGAAGCUGUCACAUGACUGGCUGUGCUACCUGGCCCCGGAGAUCGUCCGCGAGAUGACCCCCGGGAAGGACGAGGACCAGCUGCCUUUCUCUAAAGCUGCUGAUGUCUAUGCAUUUGGGACUAUUUGGUAUGAGCUGCAAGCAAGAGACUGGCCCUUUAAGAACCAAGCUGCAGAGGCCUUGAUCUGGCAGAUAGGAAGUGGAGAAGGAAUGAAGCGUGUCCUGGCCUCUGUCAGCCUGGGGAAGGAAGUCACUGAGAUCCUGUCCGCCUGCUGGGCUUUCGACCUGCAGGAGAGGCCCAGCUUCACCCUGCUGAUGGACAUGCUGGAGAAACUGCCUAAGCUGAACCGGCGGCUCUCCCACCCGGGGCACUUCUGGAAGUCUGCUGAGUUGUAGGCCGGGCUGCCUUGCAUGCGCCGGGGGCUUUUCUUCCUCCUAAUCGACACGCAGCACCGCGACUUCUGCUCAAGCUCAAACUGAGACGCGGGCACUAACCCGGGGGAUGCGGUCUCUGCUGCCCGGAGCGUCUCUCCGGAGACUUCUUCUGUCGCUUUGUGUUUGAAACCGACCCCCACCCGGCUCCACGGCCUCUGUGUGCCUGAAUCACUGCUGCCCGCGAGGGUCCCCUAACACCCCCGUCCCCCCCCCCCCCCCCCCCCACCAGCACGUUGGCCUCCCACCGGCGAUACUGCUCCCACAGCACAGCGAGUGGAGAGGUUUGGCGUGGCUGCCGACCUGCAGAGAGCUUGUCCAGCAAGGCCUGGGAUGAUUUCAGAGCUGCCGAGGGCCAAGGGAGGUGGACACCAGAAGUCCCGCUGUCGUGAAAGACGCUAGCCUGCAAGGGCUUUGUCCUCAGCGACACGCUUAGGAAAAUUGUCCCAAAACAAAGCAGGGGGCUGGGGAGGGAGCUGUCGCCAAACGAUUUCACUGAUAAGAACAAAGCUUCCGCCCCCGGCCCCCACGAUGUUAGCUCCCUGUAAGUCCACCGGUGCAGACAGAAAGUACCAGACCCCAAGUUGGCGUUCAUCGAGGGUGUGGCCGUGCGGCCGCGCACCCUCCCAGCGCUGCUUACCGAAUGUACAUUCGUGGGGUCCCUCCCACAACCGAGCCCGGUCUCUCCGAAGGCGGGCUCUGAGAAUCUGUGCUUCAGCUUGCUCCCCGCGUGGUCCCUGAUGCCUGGGACCCUGUCCCAGAGGAGUGUGUGGCAUCCCUCUCAGUACUUGGGGGCAGGUUUCUCUCCUGCUUGUGUUUGGAGCCCUGCUCUGCUGGCUGCAAGUGACCAAGUAGAUCCAACGAGCCCACAGCAGUGACUGGGGCUGGGGAAUCUGAGACUAAUGAGCCCCCCGCACCCUCGGGAGGGCGUGUGGCUGAGUCUUAGCGCCCCGGCCACCCGUGACCAGGCGCAGCUCAGCCAAGGCCACUGGCACAGUCACUCACUUCCUGCUGGAGCUGGGUCCUCCGCAGGGCUUCCAAGACUGACCGGCUCCCUAGCUAACACCACCCCGCUUCUGAGCAAGACCAGCGCGGCCGUAACCCUUCUUUCUGUUCCUCUUCGCAGCAUUAACAGCAGCAAAGUUGUGCCCCGGUUUGAAAGGUUUGGCCUGGGUGUCCUGGAGCCCAGUAACCCAAAGAUGUAGCCAACGUGGGCGGUUUUUCUGCCGAUUCCUUUCUUUCUUAAAUGCGUUCCUGAAAUCUCCAACCAAGCACCGUGACACAAGCGAAAAUGCCCUCCGAGACCUCAGUCCCCCCUCCUAAGUGCCGCAACCCAGGAGCGGGAGUCCUCGAUUCAGACCGUUCAUCCAACAGAAAUGCCCUGGCCGGAGAGGAGCUGCACCUGCUAUUUCUUAAAGUGACAUCGCCAACACCCAGACCCGCCCUGACAGGCAGCGGAUGUUUACAUGUGCGUUUCUGUGGAGUGAACUCGCCGCUGCACAGUAGGGAAUAAUAAAAAGUGCUCUGCAGCGGUGCCCUGGUACUGCCGGCCAGGGUGGUGGAAGCGACCUUCCCCUCCCCCAUCGGCAGCGAGGAAGGAGGGAAGAACAGCAUCGUGACUGUGGCUGUUCUCGGGGUAGGGUGGGGGCGCCGAGGUGUGGCCCGGACUCUGCUUUGUCCCGAAACCCCAACUGUGGGUGAUCGCCCUCUGUAGGGUUCUCCCCGUAACCCCCUGAGGGGACACGAUCCCUUGUUCCUCUGGCAGAGGAAACCCCGGCUAGGAACCAAGCUGGAUUAUGAGAGAGGCAGGAUUCCUGUUUCCAGAGAGCUCAGGCUCCCCUUUGGCCCCAGCGACCCAGCCUGUACCUGCCGGAAAAAUAGAGACACCUCAAACCCAGAUAACAUCUGGACCAACCCAGUGGCCGGUAGAGAGCGCUUGCUCUGACGGUAGAGAGGUGCCC
Hyaena hyaena (striped hyena) is the source of this 4917-nucleotide messenger RNA. It is a transcript of the gene KSR1, whose product is annotated as kinase suppressor of ras 1. The coding region runs from base 290 to 2920 and encodes 876 amino acids. Gene Ontology annotation, biological process: protein phosphorylation. Gene Ontology annotation, molecular function: ATP binding; protein kinase activity. The record is from RefSeq and is a predicted model, not a curated record. The transcript has 23 exons. NCBI's taxonomy places the organism in Eukaryota, Metazoa, Chordata, Mammalia, Carnivora, Hyaenidae.